Truncatella angustata is the source of this 996-nucleotide messenger RNA. RefSeq lists its product as uncharacterized. Gene Ontology annotation, biological process: regulation of transcription by RNA polymerase II. The transcript has 3 exons. Gene Ontology annotation, molecular function: zinc ion binding; DNA-binding transcription factor activity, RNA polymerase II-specific. The coding region runs from base 127 to 654 and encodes 175 amino acids. The record is from RefSeq and is a predicted model, not a curated record. Lineage: Eukaryota; Fungi; Ascomycota; Sordariomycetes; Amphisphaeriales; Sporocadaceae.
AAGGCUGAAUCAAACUUUGGUGGGUUUUCUCCAGGCGUGUCAUUACAACUAUAUACACUUUUAUUCCGAAUGACCCGAGUGUCCGGCUUUGCCUAAUAUGGCGACCAGGUGGCAUAACAACAGUAUAUGAUGGGCGAAAUGUCCCUGUCGAGACGAUCCCAUCCAAAAAGCCGCCAAGGGUGCAAGAUUUGCAAGUCGCGGAAGGUUAAGUGCGACGAAACAAGACCAGCAUGUCGAAAUUGUGUCAAGCAUAAUGUCGAAUGCGACUUUCUCACAACUCACACGCCGAGACCAAGUCCAUCCCUGUCCAAUGGAUUUGGCGGCUUGAACAUGGCUGAUCUGGAGUUGCUGCACAACUAUUCGACCACAACAUGUAUUUCCUUUUCCGAAUCCGAUAUCAUGCGAGAGUAUUAUCGUAUCAAUGUGGUGCAGAUGGCGUUUAGGAACGAGUAUAUCAUGCGAACAUUGCUUGCGAUUUCUGCUCUGCAUAUUGCUCAUCACAGGAAACAAUCAUUCGACUAUUACGUUUCGUUGGCCAUGGCACAUCAUCAAGCGGCAUCACGGACGGCCAUGGAGCUCAUGACGAACAUCACCUCGGAGAACGCGCCGAUGCUGUUCUUGUUCUCAAACCUCACCAUGUUUUUCGGUAUGUAAGCAUGACCCCUGCGCGUUUGCAUCUAUGAUUUAUCACCUAGAAUUCUGGUAUAAAAAAAAGAAAGAGAGAAAAAGGGACCAAUCAACCAGUUGACUUACGAUUCGGGGGGGGAAUAGCCCUAGCAGCACCACGUCAAGAAUCAGAGUUCCUCCUCGUCGGGGAGAGCGGGUUUCCCGACUGGAUGUUCCUGCUCCGCGGUGUGAAGCUCUUCCACCCAUACCUAUCCGACACGAGCAAGACCACGGAGCUGGCGCCGAUGCUCCAGGACGGCGGACGCCGCUGGCUCGCACAAGCCGGCGCCACGCUGGACGCCGACUCGCCCGCCAAGAAGCGCCUGGACG